Molecule: messenger RNA, 2382 nt
Organism: Aspergillus heteromorphus CBS 117.55
Lineage: Eukaryota; Fungi; Ascomycota; Eurotiomycetes; Eurotiales; Aspergillaceae
Product: rRNA (cytosine-C5-)-methyltransferase NOP2
Exons: 2
Coding region: 1-2382 (793 amino acids)
Biological process (GO): rRNA base methylation; maturation of LSU-rRNA
Cellular component (GO): nucleolus
Molecular function (GO): rRNA (cytosine-C5-)-methyltransferase activity; RNA binding
Source: RefSeq, a predicted model, not a curated record
AUGGGUGUGGGUCGUCGUAUGAAGAAGCAGGGGCCCCCGCCCCCGCUCGAUGAGUCCAAGAUCACCAUACUGAAGAAGCGCAAGGCCGCCGCCGCGCAGGCCGAGGCGAAGGCCGAGGCCGGUCAGAAGCGGAGAAGAGCCGCCGUUGAGGAGGAAGAGACUGUCAAGCCGGCGCUGAAGAAGAAGGCUAAGGCUGAGGUUAAUGGCAAGGCGGCGAAGGCCGAGCCCAAGGUCAAGGCUGCUGCGGCGCCCAAGGGAAAGGCGCCCAAGAAGGCGGCCGAGCCGAAGGCUAAGAUGGAUUUGAAGACGAACUUCAUGGGUUCCGAUGACGACGAGGAGAUGGGCGAGGAUGAGUUCGACGAUCUCGACGGUGUCAGCGACGGGUCGAUGGAUAGCCAGGAGGAUGGCGACAACGACUCGUUUGUGGAUUCGGACGAAGACGACCACCCUCGCGAGGCCAUGUUCUCCGACGACGAAGAUCUGUCCGACGCUGAAGAGAGGCUCACGGCCGCCAACAUCGAGGGUCUGUCGCACAAGUUGGAUCUCGAGAGACAGGAGGAGGAGGAAGAGGCCGAGCGCGAACUGCAGGAGGCCGCCCUCCAGACCAACAUCGCGGGCGACCGUCCCGAUGUCUUCGGGGACGCCGAGGCCCAGGCCGGUCUGGCUCCUGAUCUCCAGAUGCUCCGCACCAGAAUCACCGACACCAUCCGCAUCCUGGGCGACCUGAAGACCCUGGGCCAUCCGGGCAAGUCCCGUACCGACUACGUCGACCUGCUCCUCGCCGACAUCUGCACGUACUACGGAUACACGCCCUACCUCGCCGAGAAGCUCUUCAACCUCUUCACCCCCAUGGAGGCCUUCGCCUUCUUCGAGGCCAACGAAACCCCCCGUCCCGUCGUCAUCCGUACCAACACCCUGCGCACCAACCGUCGUUCCCUCGCCCAGGCCCUGAUCAACCGCGGUGUCGUGCUCGAGCCCGUCGGCAAAUGGUCCAAGGUCGGUCUGCAGGUCUUCGAGUCCGCUGUGCCCCUCGGUGCCACCCCGGAGUACCUGGCUGGCCACUACAUCCUGCAAGCCGCGUCGUCCUUCCUCCCCGUCAUGGCACUCGCCCCGCAACCCAACGAGCGCGUCCUCGAUAUGGCCUCCGCCCCCGGUGGUAAGACCACCUACAUCGCGGCGCUGAUGCGCAACACCGGCUGCGUGAUCGCCAACGAUGCCAGCAAGCCCCGUGCCAAGGGUCUGAUUGGUAACAUCCACCGUCUGGGCUGCAAGAACACCGUGGUGACCAACAUGGAUGCGCGCACGGCCUUCCCCAAGGCCAUGGGCGGAUUCGACCGCGUUCUUCUCGAUGCCCCCUGCACCGGUACCGGCGUUAUCUCCAAGGACCCGAGCGUCAAGACGUCCAAGAACGAGCGCGAUUUCCUCGCGAUCCCGCACAUGCAGCGCCAGCUGCUGCUCGCGGCCAUCGACUCCGUCGACCACAACUCCAAGACCGGCGGCUACGUGGUGUACUCGACCUGCAGUGUUACGGUUGAAGAAAACGAAGCGGUCGUGCAAUACGUGCUGCGCAAGCGCCCCAACGUCAAGCUCGUCGACACCGGACUCGGCGACUUCGGCAGCCCCGGUAUGACCAGCUACAUGGGCAAGCACUUCGAGCCCAAGAUGACAUUGACCCGUCGCUACUUCCCGCACCGCGAGAACGUCGACGGUUUCUUCGUCUGCAAGCUCAAGAAGACCGCCGCCUCCCCGACCCCCAAGCCCGGCACUGGCGUCGACGGCGGUGACGCCAUCCCCACCCCCCGCCACCGCAAGGGCUCCUCCAAGACCCCCUCCGUCGUGUCUGCCACCACCGACGAGGAGGAAGUCGACAAGACCCCCAUCACCGACGACGACGGCACCGGUGCCGGUUCCGAGGGCGGUAACUUCGGCCCCUUCGAGGAAGACCCCGCUGACGUGGAGCGCAUCGCCCGCGCCGAACGCAACCGUCUCCGUCGUAAGGGUCUGAACCCCAAGGGCAUCAAGCCUCCUAAGCCCAAGACAACGGAUACCCCUGCCGCUACCGAGGAGUCCUCCAAGCCCGAGGAGGAGAAAAAGGAGAAGGAGCAGAAGGAGGAGAAGAAGAAGACCGAGGCCUCCCCCAAGGCCAAGUCCGCCAAGAAGGACGACCAGUCCAAGCCCUCUCCCAAGGCUAAGAAGGAAGACCAGUCCAAGGCCAAGAAGGAAGCCUCCCCCAAGGCCAAGAAGGACUCCCAGCCCAAGGCCACCAAAGAAGAACCCACCACCACCACCACCACCACCACCACCACUACCACAUCCACCCCCACCACAAUCGAAACCAAACCCACCAAGAAUGUGUUUGUGUGUACGCUGGGAUUCGUGUGA